AGGAGGCAGGGAGCCAGCCCCUGGGCGCGGCCUGCAGGGGGCAGGCAAUCCAGCCGGCAAGCGGGGGCAGGACAAGGCCGGCGGAGUCCGUGCCGGCUCCGCAGCUAUCCGCAGCCGCAGGGAGUCCUUGCCGCGCCUCCGCCGGCUGCACCCGCUUUGGCCCGCGGACUCCGUGUUGCGCUCCACCGCUGACAUGUGUGCCGCCCAGAUGCCGCCCCUGGCGCACAUCUUCCGAGGGACAUUCGUCCACUCCACCUGGACCUGCCCCAUGGAGGUGCUGCGGGAUCACCUCCUCGGUGUGAGCGACAGCGGCAAAGUGAAGGAAGCCAUGCCCUGGGAUGAACCAUGUGGGAAGAGGGGGAGGUCACUGGACCUCUGGUAUGCAGUCUCACUGCUUAUGCCACUGACCCACUGUGACACAAAGAUGCAGCUGAUAGUGUUUCUGGAAGAAGCAUCCCAACAAGAAAAGCUGGCCAGAGAAUGGCGCUUCAAGCCGUGCGAAAUACGAGAACUGAGCCACCAUGAGUUCUUCAUGCCUGGGCUGGUUGAUACACACAUUCAUGCCCCUCAGUACUCUUUUGCUGGGAGUAAUGUAGACCUGCCACUUUUGGAGUGGCUGACCAAGUACACGUUUCCUACAGAACACAAAUUCCAGAGCAUCGACUUUGCAGAAGAAGUGUACACCAGAGUUGUCAGGAGAACACUAAAGAACGGCACAACCACAGCUUGUUACUUUGGAACAAUUCACACUGAUGCAUCGCUGCUCCUUGCGGAAAUUACAGAUAAAUUUGGGCAGCGGGCAUUUGUGGGCAAAGUCUGCAUGGAUUUGAAUGACACUGUUCCAGAAUACAAGGAAACUACUGAGGAAUCAGUCAAGGAAACAGAGAGAUUUGUGUCAGAAAUGCUCCAAAGGAAUUAUUCUAGGGUGCAGCCCAUAGUGACACCACGCUUUCCCCUUUCAUGCUCUGAGAGUUUAUUGGGUGAACUUGGAAACAUUGCGAAGACCCGUGAUUUGCACAUUCAGAGCCAUAUAAGUGAAAAUCGUGAUGAAAUUAAAGCUGUCAAAAACUUAUACCCCAGUUAUAAAAACUACACAGAUGUGUUUGAUAAAAACAAUCUGCUGACAAAUAAGACAGUGAUGGCGCAUGGCUGCUACCUUUCUGAAGAAGAACUGGAUGUAUUCAGGGAACGAGGAGCAUCCAUCUCGCAUUGUCCCAAUUCCAACUUGUCGCUGAGCAGCGGCCUUCUCAAUGUGCUCGAGGUCCUGAAACAUGAGGUGAAGAUAGGGCUGGGCACAGAUGUGGCUGGUGGUUAUUCAUCGUCCAUGCUUGAUGCAAUCAGAAGAGCAGUGAUGGUUUCCAAUACCCUUUCAAUUAAUAAGAUAAAUGCAAAAAGCCUCACCCUCAAAGAGGUCUUCAGACUAGCUACUCUUGGAGGAAGCCAAGCCCUGGGGCUGGAUAAAGAGAUUGGAAACUUUGAAGUGGGCAAGGAAUUUGAUGCCCUUCUGAUCAACCCCAAAGCAUCUGACUCUCCCAUUGACCUGUUUUAUGGGGAUUUCGUUGGUGAUAUUUCUGAGGCUGUUAUCCAGAAGUUCCUCUAUCUAGGGGAUGACCGAAAUAUUGAGGAGGUUUAUGUGGGCGGAAAGCAGGUGGUUCCCUUUUCAAGCUCAGUGUAAGACCCCUGCUUCUGCGAGUUCUCUUGGGAUAACGCGGUUCUGCGUCUCCCUUGUGCCCAGGCGGAGUCGGACGUAGUACCUUUUCUUGGGAUGACUAUCUCCUUCUGUGUCUAGUUACAGUACUCACUUGACAAAUCGUUGGAAGGAAGCUGUGCUAAUUCUCACCUCUCUGGUUGGGAGGAUUAAAAUUUUUUCCUUUUUGAGCUGUUCAGAUUUACUUUAAAGCUCAAACAUAAGGGAAUGUUAUUACUGGUGGUGUUCUGAUUAUGAGAUUUAAAUAAAUCUAUUUCACAUUUGGAAAUGUGGAGAGAAAAGAUAUUCCUAUAAGGCUAGAUAUUUUGAGCUAAUAAAUGUGAAAAUUAGAAAACAGAAAAUGAACCAGUGAGUAUAUUUUUAUGAGAGAAAAAGACUAUGAACAAAUGUUGGAAAAUCACUUCAGAUUGUGUUUGAAAAUUAUAUACUGAGCAUACUAAUUUAAAAAGAGGACUUGUUGAACUUUAAAAUGUGCUUCUAGAUUGACCUUGUGUUCCAGAAAUUUGCAUUUAACGGAAUUUGCAUUUCAGAGACAUGUUAUUGUUGUGCUUUGCCUUCUUUGGGGAUGAAAUGUCAGAAAUUGAAUGCCACAUGCUUUCUAAUAUAGUUCUGUGCUUCAAAGUGUUUGACAGAAGUUGGAUAUUAAAGAUUUAAAGUCUCUUAGGAAUAUUAUUCACAUAACUACGUGCCAUAAAUAGCUGUACUUCUCUGUACUUUAAAAUCACCUUAAUGUAUAACCGUGUGAUGCUAUUAUUGCUUCAGUUUUGUUAGAAGAGAAACAAAUUCCAUACUCCACUCUUGUGUAGACCGGAGCCUUCAUAAAUUGGGGCAAAUCCUAGGCAUCCAGGAGCUGUCACUACUAAAAGGAAGGGUGUCACUGCAAUGACAUAUUCUCCCCAAGAACUAUGCCAUAGUUGCUGGAAAUUUCAUACACAGAUAUCAAUCUGUCAAUACUUUAAAAUGAAGGACAAAUCCUAUCAGACAAAUAUUAUUAAAAAUCUUUAAACGUUGCACUGUACAUUGUACAUUGCAUAUUGAAAGCACUCUAUUUUUCAAUUUUUCCCUUUUGUCUCUUUAAUCCUUAAUAAUUUUCAGGACAUUAGAAUUUUAGGAUAAUGAAAAAUACAUAGAUGUCCCACUAAUGUUUAUAUUAAUAGGACUUAAUCUGUAGUAGACAUCUGGGAACAGUAAACAAAGCAAAGAGUGUUUUUAUGCUUCCUGACUAGUAUAAUAUGCUUUCCCAUAACCUGGAAUUAAAGACAGAUUAUGACUUCAUGAUAAAUCCUUAAAAAGUACUGAUGUGAAUGUUAUUUAAGUACUAAUUUAAUUCCAAGUACUAUAAACCAACAAGGAAAAGGAGUAGAUUUUCUUAAUGUAACACUCACACCUAGGGUUUAGGUUAGGGCGUAGUGCGACUCCUACUAUCUCCUCACAGUAGAGAACUGCAUGUAAUGCAGCUAACUCCCUAGCUACAGAACUCAGAACAAAACUCCCUCCUGGGUACUACAGAUUUUAUUCUCACAUAGUCAUGCUAAUUCAGCAGUAAUUUGCGAGUCCCUGGUGUCCUCCCGGGGAAGCACUUUUAGAUUUGUGUAUACACUACACUUAAAGAUGGAACAAAUUUGGGGUCUUAAAAAAAAACCAACAACUGAGUUUGUGUGGGGGGUAUUAAUUAAGUAACUCAACUUAAGUAAACCCAGUCUCCAGUCUGUUUCCAGAAUUCCUAAUUCCUCAGCCGUGUCUAAGAUGUCCCGCUGAAUCUCUCUCCAUUUCUUUAUAGUGUCGGCAAGUGUUUUCUGCUCUAUCUCCCAGUCCCUGACAAGGGAAAUUUGUUACCUGGAGUCUAACCCACACGAGUGGGCCUAGGAACCUGGCUGACAUGUGCAAGAUCCACUAAUAGGCAGCAGCUAUUCCAGGCCUUUGCAAGAUCCUAUGCUUUUCCCUUCCUGAAGGGUGUACAUUUUGAUACAUCAGUUUUCAUUUAGAUUUAGGACUCAAAUGCAGUCAGCAUAAAUAAGUGUAGCAUCAGAAGCUAUGGAAGAAUGGCCAUAUACAACUAAUCUGUCGAAUGUUAACUUUAGUCCUGAUAGUAUGUUAAAACCUGAAAUCUCUCUUCUAGUAAAAACAGAAUGUGUUGAAAUGUUUACAUGUACUUUUAUCUCCCUGAAUCGCUUAUAACUUAGGUGUUUUAUUUCCCCAAGUGCAGUGUUGCUGAAUGUUGCAUGUGCUUUUUGUGGUACUGCAGGCUCUAGCCAUACACGUGCCCAGAUGUUCUGCACUUGAAGUGUUGCCUUUGCUUCAUGUAAAUUGACUUUCUGAAUUGCAGAGAGGCAGUAUUCCAAGCCAAUCCUAUUUGUCACUUUAUGUUUGAAUAUUUUGCUUUCUGACAGGAAAGGAAGAAUUAAAACUUUUUCUCAGCCCCCUCACCCUACCCUGCACUAUUUGCCUCAGGUUUCAUGAUACUUUUAAUGGAAUACAAUUUAACAGGUAAAAACAUAUUCAAUAAUAUGGACUCUCAUGCAUUUAAAAAUACUUUUGCAACCAGAACACAAAAGCAGGCUAAUCAGCUAAGGCGAAUUUAACUUUCAAAAGAAAAUGAAAUACAGGAUUAGGACAGGAGAGGCUGUCCAGGUAACUGUAAGCUGAGACUGAGGAACCUCUGUCCCUUAUUUAUGCUCCCAGCUUCUUCUGAUUUAAUUGUAAAAGGUUUUAGAAUCCAAGGGAGUAUCUCGAAGUAAGCUCCCUUCUUGCCAGGAGGUCUUUCUAAAUUGACAUUGUGAGUGCUGAGCCCCACCGUAUCUCUUUUUCAUUUCUGUGAGAAUUCUGUACCGUCAGGGAAGAAAGGCAGUGGGGAAGCACCUCUGUUAUGCUUAGCUGAUGUGAAGUAUGCCCUUGAAUAGCCCUGUUGGCAGCUACGGGGGAGAUCUCAGAAGGGAAACAUAAUGGCUGUGAGAUCCAACAAUGUACUUUGGAUCUUCACUCCCUUCCAGACUCUUCUUAUUCCUAAUCUUUCAUCCCAGAAUCAGACGUAAGGAAAGCUUUAAAGGCAAGCUGGGAAGCACAUUUUAUCAGUCCUACCUUGUGCUAUACACGAAAGAUGUCCCAAAUUGGAUGCUUUUGUAACCUAGUGGGCAGAGAUGAUGCUGCCAAAAACAUUCACGUGUUUAAAAAGUGUUCUGAGUUAUUAUGAGGUGGACUAAAAAAUGUGUUAUGGACAAUGUCUUGAAGUAAUUUUCAAAUUUGUGAAUUGCUGUGAAAUUUUAAGGUGUUUCUUUUACUUUGCAACCCCAGGUCUGCUUAGCCAACUUUAGGUAUGACUUUGGACCCUGAUUUUUUUUUAAUGUCUCUAAAGGAAAAGCAUGGGAAGAAGUGCACCAGUGCGUGGACACUUGCUGGAAGCCCUGGCAUUGGGCACAUGCAUGUUUUCAUGCCCAGCCACCAUUCCCUUCCCCUCCAACAGCCCUGAGUUUGAGAAACUAAGAGGUGAGGGGUUAGUUUGUACAUCUGGUCCAAAUUUAGUGAAAUGCAAAAGUUGAACAGGCCAUUGAUGUAAAUUCCAAGAUGGUUUCCACAGUCUGAGGUUCAAGUGACUUGAGUAGCAGGUGUUAUGUGGUGUUGACUUACCUGUUCACCUCCUGCUCAGAGGCCUGUCAGAAAGCUUUCUUUAUCCAAAACCACCUUACAUUGUGUUAAAACUUCUAUUUGCUGCUCUUAAGAAUAUAUCUAUGUACGUAUUCAUGGGGACAUCUUUCCUCAGUAUUUGUAUGAUUUGCUUAUUGUUCUGUGCUGAGUGAGCUCCUCUGUGAUUCAGACAAAAAUAAAUGAGAUUUUUGUGUUUACAUUUUUUGUUGUUGUGAGUUCUGUCAGUCUGAUAGAAGGGGGAUUAAUCUUAUAGUGUUUUUCUCCUUUUAACAUGAAUUUAAAAAG
Vicugna pacos (alpaca) is the source of this 5635-nucleotide messenger RNA. The record is from RefSeq and is a predicted model, not a curated record. Lineage: Eukaryota; Metazoa; Chordata; Mammalia; Artiodactyla; Camelidae.